This is a messenger RNA of Nannospalax galili (Upper Galilee mountains blind mole rat), 1396 nucleotides long. It is a transcript of the gene Rpl3, whose product is annotated as ribosomal protein L3. The coding region runs from base 131 to 1342 and encodes 403 amino acids. Gene Ontology annotation, cellular component: cytosolic large ribosomal subunit; ribosome. The record is from RefSeq and is a predicted model, not a curated record. Gene Ontology annotation, biological process: translation; ribosomal large subunit assembly. NCBI's taxonomy places the organism in Eukaryota, Metazoa, Chordata, Mammalia, Rodentia, Spalacidae. Gene Ontology annotation, molecular function: structural constituent of ribosome; RNA binding. The transcript is spliced from 10 exons.
GCGCGCCCUUCGACCCUACGUUUGUCCGCCGCGGGCGCGCGCUCGCACACCGGAAGGGGCGGGGUACGCGUGGCCUUAUAUACCUUGCGCCAGGCCCGUACCGCCCUCUACGGCGGAGACUGACGACGUGAUGUCUCACAGGAAGUUCUCGGCUCCCAGGCACGGGUCCUUGGGCUUCUUGCCUCGGAAACGCAGCAGCCGGCAUCGCGGGAAAGUGAAGAGCUUCCCCAAGGAUGACCCCUCCAAGCCUGUCCACCUCACAGCCUUUCUGGGUUAUAAGGCUGGCAUGACCCAUAUUGUGCGUGAAGUUGACCGGCCAGGAUCUAAGGUGAACAAGAAGGAAGUUGUGGAGGCUGUCACAAUUGUGGAGACACCACCUAUGGUGGUUGUGGGCAUCGUGGGCUACGUAGAAACCCCACGUGGCCUCCGCACCUUUAAGACAGUCUUUGCUGAGCAUAUCAGUGACGAAUGCAAAAGGCGUUUCUACAAGAACUGGCACAAAUCUAAGAAGAAGGCCUUCACCAAGUACUGUAAGAAAUGGCAGGACGACAUGGGCAAGAAGCAGCUGGAGAAGGACUUCAGCAGCAUGAAGAAGUACUGCCAGGUCAUCCGCAUCAUCGCCCACACCCAGAUGCGCCUGCUUCCUCUCCGUCAGAAGAAGGCCCACUUGAUGGAGAUCCAGGUGAACGGGGGCACUGUGGCUGAGAAACUAGACUGGGCCCGGGAAAGGCUGGAACAGCAAGUCCCUGUGAACCAGGUGUUUGGGCAGGAUGAAAUGAUUGAUGUCAUCGGGGUGACCAAAGGCAAAGGCUACAAAGGGGUCACCAGCCGCUGGCACACCAAGAAGCUGCCCCGUAAGACCCACCGAGGCCUGCGCAAGGUUGCUUGUAUUGGAGCUUGGCACCCUGCCCGUGUGGCCUUCUCUGUGGCUCGAGCUGGGCAGAAAGGCUACCAUCAUCGCACAGAGAUCAACAAGAAGAUUUACAAGAUUGGACAGGGCUACCUUAUCAAGGAUGGCAAGCUGAUCAAGAACAAUGCCUCUACCGACUAUGACCUCUCCGACAAGAGCAUCAACCCCUUGGGUGGCUUUGUCCAUUAUGGUGAGGUGACCAAUGACUUCGUCAUGCUGAAAGGCUGUGUGGUGGGAACCAAGAAACGAGUGCUCACCCUCCGUAAGUCUUUGCUUGUCCAGACCAAACGCCGUGCUCUGGAGAAGAUUGACCUGAAGUUCAUUGAUACAACCUCCAAAUUUGGCCAUGGCCGUUUCCAGACCAUGGAGGAGAAAAAAGCAUUCAUGGGACCACUCAAGAAAGACCGGAUUGCCAAGGAGGAAGGUGCUUAGUGUUAGAGGCACAUUGUGUGACUGGUGGGGUCUCAAUAAAAACUUUUCCACUGA